Populus trichocarpa (black cottonwood) is the source of this 898-nucleotide messenger RNA. RefSeq names its product berberine bridge enzyme-like 8. The transcript has a single exon. The record is from RefSeq and is a predicted model, not a curated record. Lineage: Eukaryota; Viridiplantae; Streptophyta; Magnoliopsida; Malpighiales; Salicaceae. Bases 16 to 753 code for a protein of 245 amino acids. Gene Ontology annotation, molecular function: flavin adenine dinucleotide binding; oxidoreductase activity.
UUCAUUAGACUUACCAUGGACGUCGUAAACAGUACUACUAUCGGUGAAAAGACGGUGAGGACUACAUUCCGAGCAUUGUUUCUCGGAGACUCUGAAAGACUCCUUUCUAUCACGAAUGCAAGUUUCCCUAAACUGGGUUUGCUUCGGUCAGACUGCAUCGAAAUGAGUUGGCUUGAAUCAGUCCUUUUCUGGACAGAUUUCCCUCUUGGGACACCAACUGAUGCUUUGCUAAGUAGAACACCACAAUCACUGGUUCACUUGAAAAGGAAAUCAGAUUAUGUACAAAAGCCAAUCCCAAGGGAUGGUUUGGAGGGGAUUUGGAAGAAAAUGAUUGAGCUCCAAGUGCCGAAGCUUACUUUCAAUCCUUAUGGAGGAAAAAUGUGGGAGAUUCCAGCAACUCAAAGACCUUUUCCACAUAGAGCUGGGAACUUAUGGCAGAUUCAGUAUGCAACAAAUUGGAAUGAAGGUGGUCAAGAAGAAGCAAAUUAUUACAUAGAUUUGACAAGGCAACUCUAUAGUUACAUGACUCCCUUCGUGUCCAAGAAUCCUAGGCAAGCAUUCCUUAACUAUAGAGACCUCGACUUGGGUAUCAAUCACAACGGCAAGGAAAGCUACUUGGAAGGAAGAGUUUAUGGAAUCAAGUAUUUUCAGGAGAAUUUCAACAGGUUGGUUAAAAUCAAGACUAAGGUUGAUCCAGGUAAUUUCUUUAGGAAUGAACAAAGUAUCCCUACUUUUCCAUAUAGGAAAAAGUAGAAAUAUUUAUUUUGUUUGUUGGACCUACGUGAUUGUGAAGCAAACCAACAGAAAAAAAAAAAAAGGAUAGUCUGUUCUUUUUUUAAAAUAAAAUAUUGUUAUGUAAUUCAAGAAUAUUAUAAAUAAUGUGGUUAAUUUGAUGUGA